Molecule: messenger RNA, 2885 nt
Organism: Drosophila erecta
Lineage: Eukaryota; Metazoa; Arthropoda; Insecta; Diptera; Drosophilidae
Gene: dmGlut
Product: putative inorganic phosphate cotransporter
Exons: 5
Coding region: 828-2297 (489 amino acids)
Biological process (GO): transmembrane transport; monoatomic anion transport
Molecular function (GO): transmembrane transporter activity
Source: RefSeq, a predicted model, not a curated record
AAUAAUUUCUCAUUUGUAAUUUGGCUGGCGGCGUGCGCGGAUCGGUUUGGAAUUCGAGUUCGAAUUCGUUUAGGAUUUCGAUUUGGAGACUUAGAACCCAGCCCAGUUUGCGAGUUCGACUUCGAGUGCGAGAUCGAGUUCGAAAAUCACUACUGACCCAACAGUAACAGUAAACCAACCAAUUCACAUUCCCCUCUGCAUCUUCGCCUUCGCAAUUGCGCGUGCGCCAAGGAAAACUGCAGAGCCGAUACAGAAACCGCCGAUAGCCGAAAGAGCGGUAAAAAGCGUAGAGCCGAGUGCGCGUUUGUUGGUAUUAAGGAUCCGCCGUUGUCCUUAAACCCGUAACCGUGGCGAAGGAACUGGCCAGCUUGUUGACGCAGCCACAAAACAGUCCCGAGAUGACGCAACAGCCGCAGUGGGGCAUAAGCCUCUCGAGGUGUAAGUGUGCCACAUCCCAGUGCUAUCACCCCACCACCAUCGUCACUCCAUCAUCAUCGCCAUCAUCAUCACCAUCACGAUCACCAUCAUCAUCAAAUGGCCAUAAGGAAGUGCCGCGUGCGCCGCGUGCGGAGUAUUCAGAAUGCGGAUUGUGUGGAUCGUUGAACCUGCGAUCGUGAGGGGCCUUUUCGAGUGGUAGUGCUCGCCUAAAGUUAACCGACAUUGACCAAACAAACAGAUAUAAAAAACAGACAUAAAACCCAUAUGAAUUGUGCAUAAAUGAAAACAAUGACAAACGCCUCUGCCACUUCCGAUUUGUUUCAAAUCUUCUGCGCCUCGCGUCUCGCAUUUCACGUUUGUUUGGGUGUCUACAAAUUGAAAUUCCCGGCAUGCGUUCACAUAAUAUUGAUUUCGUGAUACCCCAGCGAGUGAUCCUGGCCAUCAUGGGCUUCCUGGCCAUCCUGAAUGCCUACACGAUGCGCGUCUGUCUUUCGCAGGCCAUCACCGUACUGGUGGUCAAGAAGAACUCCUCGGACGACGAUUCUGAAGCGAUCUGCCCAGCCGAUGACCUCGACGUGGGAUCCGCUCCUGGUGGCAACUUUGAAUGGUCCGAGGAGCUGCAAGGCUUGAUCCUGUCCUCCUUCUACAUCGGUUACAUUGUCACCCACAUUCCCGGCGGCCUGCUGGCCGAGAAGUUCGGUGGCAAAUGGACUCUGGGUCUUGGCAUUCUGUCCACCGCCGUGUUCACCCUCCUGACGCCCUUGGCCAUCCACAAGGGUGAUUCCGACUGGCUGAUUGUGACCCGAGUUCUGAUGGGUCUGGGCGAGGGAACCACCUUUCCCGCUUUGAGUGUCCUGCUGGCUGCUUGGGUUCCGGCCAACGAACGUGGAAAGCUGGGUGCUCUGGUGCUGGGUGGUGGUCAAGUGGGCACUAUCAUGGGCAACAUGUUGUCGGGAGUCUUUAUAGACGCCUAUGGUUGGGAGUUUGUGUUCUACUUCUUCGGCGGCCUAGGUGUUGUCUGGUUUGCCAUCUUUAUCUUCCUCUGCUACAGCGAUCCCACUUCGCAUCCCUUCAUCAAGCCCAGCGAGCGCGAGUAUCUGGUCAAGGAGAUCGGCACCAUUAGCCGCAACGAGGACCUGCCCCCCACUCCCUGGAAGGCGAUCCUCACCAACCUGCCCAUGUUUGCCCUGGUGGCAGCCCAGAUUGGUCACGAUUGGGGCUUCUACAUCAUGGUGACGGAUCUGCCCAAGUACAUGGCCGACGUGCUCCAGUUCUCGAUCAAGGCCAACGGUCUGUACUCCUCGCUGCCCUACAUCAUGAUGUGGAUCGUGUCCGUGGGCAGUGGCUUUGUGGCCGAUUGGAUGAUCCGCUCUGGCCUGAUGAGCACCACGAACACUCGCAAGGUGAUGACGGGUCUGGCCGCCUUCGGACCCGCCAUCUUCAUGGUGGGCGCCUCCUACGCCGGCUGCGAUCGAGUCCUCGUCGUGGUGCUCUUCACCAUCUGCAUGGGCCUGAUGGGCGCCUACUAUGCGGGCAUGAAGCUGAGUCCCCUGGACAUGAGUCCGAACUACGCCGGAACGCUCAUGGCCAUCACAAACGGAAUUGGAGCAAUCACCGGAGUGAUUACGCCGUACCUGGUGGGCGUGAUGACACCAAAUGCCUCGUUGCUGGAGUGGCGUCUUGUGUUCUGGGUGGCCUUCGGUGUGCUGUGCAUCACUGCCGUGAUCUACUGCAUCUGGGCAUCCGGAGAGGUGCAGCCGUUCAACAACGCCCCCAUCCAGCCGCGUUCCGUGGACUUUGAGGCACAGGAGCGCAAGGUGGAUGGUGAAAAGUCGAAGGGUCUGGAGCAGAGCUCCUAAGGCGGAUCGCCCAAACAAGUGCCAUACAUAUAUGUAUACAUUGUAAUCUAGUUAAAGCGCUGUCUACGCGGACUCGUGACUCGUGUUUCGUGAUCCGUGAGCUGGGAACCACUCGGAGUUCCCAAGAGCAGUGUCAUGCCGUACACGCAGUGGCUGUUGUUCAAAUUGCUAGUUUUAUAGUAUUCCCGAUCUGGCCGAUCCCUGGCCCAAGCGCCAACUAACUAAUUUAAGCGAAUUUACUUACACUCCCGAACGUGCGCAGUGUACCAUGUGUAUCCCUUUCUUUUAGCUAGGAUAGCCCUUAGCCUAAUCCAUAUCCCAAUCCUAAUUCAAGACUAUCCCCCUUCGCCGCGCACGCAACGUACUCUCUUAAUUAUUAUUUAGUUUUUAAAUAAACAGCGAUUUCACAUUAAGGAUUUCGUGUAACAGAGCUCGUAUUGCCGUAUUGUAAAUCAAAUGAUGAAAUUUGUACAUUUUAUAUUGUUGAUCAAUGUGUAAAGUGAAGCGUGUUUUUAGCUGUUCUGUUAAGACAUUACUGUUUUUAUGAUGUUAGUCAAAUAAAGUGUAUAAAGCAAAUUAAAACUAUAA